CUUUAAACGAAACGUCUAACUCUAAUACUACAAAUCUACAACAAAAGUGACAAAAGAUAGAAAAACUGCUAACUUCAUUCAUAGUAUAGCAUAGUAAGGUCAAGAAAUAUUGCAUUGAAAUUGCUAUUGAACGCAAGAGAUUUUUAUCCAAGAUAAGAUUAAGCGAAUCUCUAAUAGCUCUUGAACAGUUUACAUUAAAAUGUUUUGAAUACAAAUUAUGGAGGUGUGGUCAAGAUGAUACUAGACAAUAACUUGCCGCCUUUGAAGCUAAAUUGAAAUUGUCAAUAAUUACAAUUAUUUUCUAAUAGUGAAUUACUGCCGAUGAGUCUUUAACACAGUAUGCGGGUUUCGGAAGAAAAGUUUUAAAAAAAAUCAUUGUUUAUCGCGACUUUUCAAUAAUCUCCAAAAAUGAGCAAUUGGGCGCGACGAAUGCACCGGCGAGCUGCUACAUUGAGUAACGUAGUCACGUCUUGCGGACAUCCUAAUUCCCUCCCAUAUCCAAGACGUUUGGAAAAAGUUAAAUUCGGUGUACCCCUUCACGAAGUCUGCAAAGAUGAUAUACCGGGUCCUUUGCUUGUGCUGAUUUUAAAGUUAAACAAAGAGGCACCGUUACGUCGUGAUGUUUUUCGCGCUCCCGGCCAUCAAGGUGCUAUGAAAAAGUUGAUACACUUUUUACAGACUGGCCGGCUUGUUAAUGUGGAUAAUUACUCCGUGUAUACUAUCGCAAGUGUUCUAAAAAAAUUUCUCAGGAAGAUCCCAGGCGGGGUGUUUGGUCGUGAUGGUGAAAUGCAUCUAUUCGCUGCAGUGGAACUACCAUCGGAACAACAAGUUGGUGCAAUUCGUGGAUUGCUGUUGUCUCUUCCAGUGUGCACGCAGAGAUUGCUCGUGCUACUUUUCGGCACAUUCCGGGUGAUGGCCUCAAAUGCCGAUAAAGCAGGAACCGGUAUGACGUCCGAGGCGUUGGGCGUGUCUGUUGCGCCGUCGUUCUUUCAUUCCUGCGUGUCGGACGGAAAGACUGCCACUAUGGAGGAUGUGCAACGGUUCAAGGUGGCAACUCGCAUCAUGAGGCAGCUGAUCGAGCAGUUCAGCGCUGGCGACCUUUUUGGUCGGGAAAACUAUGAGUUUUACGCUCGUGUCACUGGUCGUAUACUGCGCGUUAAAGAUGAAUGGAUCUGCUCGUUCAGGGAUCCCCCGCCGCCGAGACAUCACCGGGAUCAAGAGGCGUAUGCACGGCAAUUGUCUCUGGAAGCGGAAAAAACAUGGCUGCAAUGUGAAUGCGAUCGUUGGGGCAACAAGUUCAAUCUCGAAGGGUUGUCGAAGUCGGAGGAGUGCCAGUCGAUGCCGACGCUGGCGAGCGCGGGCGCGGCGGGCGCGGCGGGCGGCGCGCUCGGCCUCGGCAUCAUCCCCGAGCACAGUCUGCUCGACUCCUGCACGCGACUCUCUAUAUCGCUAGAGGAGAGCGUCUUCAAGGUGUCUGUGAGUUCGUCAUCGCAGUCGUCGUGCAGCAACUCCAGCCCGCACAUGACGCUGGAGGAGCUGCGAGCUAUCAACAAGUACGCGGAGAGCACUAAGAGCCUCUCAUAUUUGCCUCAGGUGCACGAGCGGCAGCGGGCGCGGAUGCGGACCCGCUCCGAGUGGUUCCUGCAACCCGCCGCGUCGCUGGACGCGGGCCGCGCGCGCGCCGGUACGCCGCACGAGCCCCGCCCCGCGACAUGUCUAGCCCCGCCCCACGCCACGCCCCGCGCCACGCCCACUUGCGCGGGGGAGGCGCGCGACGAGAACACCGCCCUCUACCUGCUUGUGGCCUGCCUAGAGUUUUUGUUCUGAUCGCCCCGGUACUGUGUCAGUGUUAACUAACAUCGCAUCUGGCUUUGCUCUCCUACCGCUUACGGUGACAAGGUGUAAUAGGGACGGUCUAAUGUAAGUAACCAGGGACUCAGUUCUGCUAAGCAAUGUCGUAAUUCACUAUAUAAGGCACGGCGAUUAACAAAAUAAAAUCAAUGCAGUAUUGUACGUGCAUGAUCGGUGUCAACAUGUCAUUAUCAAUGUCAAAAUGUCGUGUUCGGUGUCAACAUGUCAUGAUCGUUGUCAAAAUGUCAUGAUCGAUGUCAAAAAUUGAAAUUAACAAACGUCAAACCAACUCGCCAAUAGAGCGUUAGUACAAAGGGAGCUUAUGCACAGCAAGGUUUAACACCGCAAAACAUUUACAUCGAGCAUUAUUUUAAAACAUUUUUAAACACAACAUCAUUGACAGGCAGGCUAGUUUCACAAUAAAUUUGCAAGAAUAAUUCUGUUUACAACAAAAUCACACUAAAUUAAAUUAUUAAAUUAGCAUAUUUAUUUAAUUCAAGGAGAGAAAAGUCUUGCUUAACAGCACAUGGUACGGGGGGCGGCUUGCAUGCUUUGCACAUAACACGUUUACUGCUACCAAGUAUGGGUACUAGUGCACAUUUUCCAAUGCCAACAAUGUUUGGCGAGUCCAGUAAAUGCAGCAAAUCUACAGGUGAAAACGUUUGAAAUGUGGCAGAGAAUGUGUUAAAACGUUUACUGUCAGUCUCGUCUUUUGAUGUCACUAAUACGUAAUUAUCGUGGCAUUUAACGUGUUUAUUGUUUCACCUUUCUGUAACUUUCUUUGUCCCAAAUCUUUUUGUUUUUCUUGCAUUUUGUUAUGUGCCUGUUGUUUAUGUGUAUUUUGUAUUUAUGUAUGGAUGUUAUUGUGUCGAAAUAGAGAAUUUACACGAGAAAGAAAAUAAAUUUUAAAUGUAUUAAGUUUUUUACUUGUUAUGUAUGUCGUUUGACGUCUGAGCAAAUUGUAGAUUAUUCUUCAACUAAGUUAAUUUAGUGAUUGUCUUAAAUUACUUGAAUUGUUGUAAUUUGUUGUCAAUUGCUCAAGAAAUGUUAUAAUAGUCGUCUAAGGAUUGCCGUAGACUAGACUUUUAGUCGUCGUUAACAUGUAUGAGCGAAAAUUGCACAGAUGUGAUUUUGCUUUGACAGAGACUAAACUAUCGGUAGUUAAAAAGUAGUCUGCGGGGACCCUAAUUGUGUGAUUUGUUGGCUCUGUCUAUUCAACGUGGAUGACAAGGAUGACAAUAUUUCUCAAUACAAGUAAAUUGAUACCUUUGCUGAAAUUUAUGCUCAAGUUUUUCACCUCUUGAAAGCGAAUUUUUAUCGCGAAUAAAAUUGAGCCUUACCCGAUUGAUGUAAAAAUUAAACCUUGUUGUUAUUUGAAUAAAGCUCAAUUUUAUUUGCUAUAAAAUUUGCCUUGUUCUCAGUCCCGGUUUGUUUGAACGGAACUUAAUAAGUUUUGCUUGUAUGUUUUAUGCUCCUUUUUGUGUUGAAUAUAAUCUCAUUUUUUUAGCUUGAUAGAGAUAAGAUACACAUGUCAUAUAUCAUCUUUUAAAUAUAUGUCGGUUUGUUUCAAUUCCGCACUGUUCAUAUGUCUGAGUGUUUAGAUAAUUGGUUGCUCUUCGCUUGUAGUGUUAUAGCAUAUUUAUGUAAAUGUUUGUUGUUUUCGUGGAUUUUUCAAUUACUUUUUUAACUAUUGAAAUAGCAGACAUAUCGAAAUUAAUAAACUGUUUUGAUAUGGAAGUAAUUCAAUGGUAUUCUAUUUGGAGAUUUUGAAUGAUUUUCCAAUAUUCUAGAAUAUCGAUUUUUUUAUUAUCGAUUUUUAUAUUGGAAAAUAUAUCACAAUCUUCAUUGGCGUAACUUUGAAAAAAUGGAUACGUUUCCUUUCUUACAAUUACG
Molecule: messenger RNA, 3744 nt
Organism: Papilio polytes (common Mormon)
Lineage: Eukaryota; Metazoa; Arthropoda; Insecta; Lepidoptera; Papilionidae
Gene: RhoGAP71E
Product: rho GTPase-activating protein 20
Exons: 10
Coding region: 409-1827 (472 amino acids)
Biological process (GO): signal transduction
Molecular function (GO): GTPase activator activity
Source: RefSeq, a predicted model, not a curated record